GCCCCAGCGGCCAUGUGAUGGGGAUUGCCAGCGCCAGAGAUACCGACGUUACAUGAUGACCUUUGGCGCAGCAGGCAGGGAAGAGAAGCGCAGAGGCAGGCCGGGCGCUGCAAAGUGAUAUCAGCGGAAGCCACUGGAGGGCCGAGAAGAGGCACGCCUUUCUUUGCUUGUUUCCAGUCUCUGCCUCGCAGGGUGUUGCUAUUUCGGGGCGCCAGAACUGUCCCACAUGGCCCGGGGGUGAAUGCACUUCAGCCGGUCAUCUGGACGUCAGCGUCAAUCUCGGUAUCCUGAUUCCUGGCGGGCUCUGAGUUGUCAAGUCAGCCAGUCUCCGAUCCUGAACGAGCCAGUGAGUUGUCAACCUGGAGGCUGGACAGAUGAUCAGGUCCUUGGGACAUCUACACGGUACAUACUCGUAUUGCGCAGCUUAAUGUGUGUGUCUCCACGACGUCUUCAGACAGACUCGAAGGAUUCAACAAUCACAAUCACAUCCAGCCGGCCCCCCACCGGCCCGCUCCGUCACGCUCAGUUCUCCUCCGGGCGGACUCAAAUCCUCCGUUUGUGCGGAAGUUCCUCCGUCUCGAUGAAGCGGAGGCAGCUCCCCUUUCGACUCCCCCAGGGUGGGUUCGAAGUCUCCAUCGUUCGUACUUUGUCGCGUUUCUUCCAUUUCCCCGGGUUUCAGGUUUGUCCUCUGUGCCUGGGGAUAAGCCAAGCUCGUGCCUCGGCUUUGGCUCCGCAAGCGAAUCAUUCACUGUAGAAACUUACGAGAAUAAGAUUUAUUAAGGAGGGGAGAACUCUUCGGAUUCAGAUCCAACAGUUUUAAGGUUUCAACGGGCGUCAUUUGACCCCAGUCUCCGACUUCAUCCUUGAUAUUUCGUACUAUUGAACUCUACGCAAUGUUCCGUGCCGUUCGCAGUUGGGGCCUAUUAUUUGUACCUCGGGUGUGAGUGUCGUAUGACUGACACUUCAUCAUAUCUCAUUAUGAAACAAGUUUCGGGGCUCAAUGCUUCCGGUAGAUCUUCGCAUUG
Aspergillus versicolor CBS 583.65 is the source of this 1025-nucleotide messenger RNA. RefSeq lists its product as uncharacterized. The coding region runs from base 242 to 754 and encodes 170 amino acids. NCBI's taxonomy places the organism in Eukaryota, Fungi, Ascomycota, Eurotiomycetes, Eurotiales, Aspergillaceae. The record is from RefSeq and is a predicted model, not a curated record. The transcript is spliced from 2 exons.